This is a messenger RNA of Candidula unifasciata, 228 nucleotides long. The record is from the annotation of a GenBank genome assembly. Lineage: Eukaryota; Metazoa; Mollusca; Gastropoda; Stylommatophora; Geomitridae.
GUGCCUCUCAGUGUGAUGAGAAUCAGUUUCGCUGUCCGGACACACAAUGCAUCAACGCUGGCAACGUUUGUGAUGGCGAGUGUGACUGUCUGUCUUGUGCUGACGAAGAUAACUGUGGUAACUGUACACCAGACGAGUUUACGUGCCACAACGGACAGUGUGUGCAGUUGUCCAGUAGGUGUGACGUCAGCAGAGACUGCAACGACUGGUCGGACGAAAUUCAUUGCG